Molecule: messenger RNA, 240 nt
Organism: Trichophyton verrucosum HKI 0517
Lineage: Eukaryota; Fungi; Ascomycota; Eurotiomycetes; Onygenales; Arthrodermataceae
Product: TCTP family protein
Exons: 2
Coding region: 1-240 (79 amino acids)
Cellular component (GO): cytoplasm
Molecular function (GO): calcium ion binding
Source: RefSeq, a predicted model, not a curated record
AUGAAGUGUGUUGUCACGAAGCUCAAGGAGGCAGGCAAGAGCGAAGACGAGAUCAAGGAGUUCCAGACCGGCGCCCAGGCCGCUGCAAAGACCAUUUUGGCCAACUUCAAGGACUACGAGACCUACACUGGCGAGUCUAUGAACCCCGAUGGAAUGAUUGUCCUCCUCAACUACCGCGAAGAUGGAAUCACCCCAUACUUCACCUUCUGGAAGCAUGGUCUCAAGGAGAUGAAAAUCUAG